AUGGAACUCAAUGCGAACUGCAACACGGUCGAGACCUCUGGAGCACGCCCCGUCCAGACCUGUUCGGUCCCCACGCGGCCACAACACAAAUAUAAAAAUAUGCUUCAUCUCUGGGAGUUUUUGUUAGAGCUUCUAGCUGAUGAGAGGUGCAAGUCCAUCAUAUGCUGGAGAAGAGAAGAGGAAGGAGAGUUUCAGCUCUUGAAUCACCACGAGGUAGCAAAAAGAUGGGGAAUUUUCAAACAGAGGGGUGGAAUGGACUACGGGAAGCUAAGUCGAGCCUUGAGAUUGUACUAUCGAGAAGGAAUUAUCACCAAGGUAAUCUUUGAUAUUCUAAUAGCGUUUUGAGAUAUUUUGAAGGGCUUUGCUCCUAGCUAGCGCGCGUUUCUAUCUUUUUGUCGUAAAAGACUGUAGCAAAAAUAAACAAAAAUUGAUUAAAAUUUUUUAAUCAAUCCAUCACGGACCGCCGACUAUUGGAUAGAACAAUGUAAGUUCAAUCAUCUACCACAGAGAAAUUGUAUAAAACAGCCUCCUAUAAAUGUUAGCACUUGAAAUAUAGAAGGUUUAAGCUACCUCGUGCGGACGGCGCAAUUAAAAGGUGUACAAUUUUAUAGCUGCCAUGAUCAACAGUCGUCCAAUAACCAUCUGCUAGACCUCUGUGUUAUUUCCCUUAAAACAGGCUGUAUUGUCUGGUGGACUGGGUCUAAUCUCAUUGACGGUACGUAUUUUCUGAAAAGGGAUAUUGGGUUUGUUUCAAAAUGAGAACUAGAAGCAGCUAUAAACGUUUUUUAAAAAAAUCUGCUUGCCCGAUCAGGGAGCUCGGCUUGAAAAUGAACGUGCCUUUCAACCAGGCGUGAACCUCAAGAAACCGUUAGGAUAGUCGUUUGGGUAUGAGUUAACUGUUGUUUUUAUAGUAUUGUACCUAACAGAAAAAAAAAAUUACCUAGAGAAGAUUUGUGAAAUUAUUUAGUCUCCACAAAGCGAUCUUGUAAUGCGAAGAAGUCAGGAAUCACAGAACGCAAUAGAGUCAUUGUUUAUGAAUAAAAUAUAAACGAAGUUUUACGCCGGCAGUGAAUGCGUCACUUUUAAACAAUUUUUCUCCAUGCUGGGUAUUGUUUUUGUUUAAAUAAGUCUGAUCAUGAACAUGGUAACAUAAAUGAUAUCGAUAAAAAAUAAUAUAUGUUCUUCAUCGCCAGUGUUAAAGAAAAUGAUGAAUUUGUAUGAUGUACGUAACGAGGAGUCCGUGGCUUGUUUGUGAGUUUUGGGUGAUAGCAUUCUGAAAAGAUGCAUCAGAAUCCUAGAGCUUGACUAUUUCAGUAGAAUUUAAAUAGACGUGUUCAAAGUGGUACUGAGUUUCUAGGUUGUUAACGUUUAAGUAUUAACUAAAAUCAAACCUGGAUGGGUACCUAUGGUACUAUUGAUUCUGCCAUAAAAUAAAACGAAAGGGCUAUUAGCCUGUGGAUGAAAUCCUAAAGAAUUAAAAUUCGAGUUAUGGCUAUUGGUAGUUUUUCCUCUUGAGUCGCUGUUACUAUGCUUUACAGAGUGGUUCUGACUUUUGAGACUGUGAAUGAAAAACUUGUGUGUGGCAAUUUCAUUAAAGCUACUUUGCAGUACUUUUCUGUGUAAUACACUGAUUACUAUGCCACACAAGUGGGGUUCUAACUCUUGAGUUGUUGGAUGUUAUCUUAAAUUGUGACCAUUCAAAUGAUCGAAAGCUAAAUAAAUACUGAGCAGCACUUUUCUGUAAAAUUGUUUGCUAUGCCCUCAAGGAAAAAGAGUUCCUUUGUAGAUGAAAUCCCAUUUGAGUAAAAUCCGUGAAUGGUUUUAGUAGUUGUUUCUACUUCUCCUUUCUGUUGAGUUGUUUAGCUGUACAAGAUAUUUCAAUUCUAACUUUUGUGUCUGUGAAUGAAAUCCUAAAGUGUUACAAGUCAAAUGAAAGCUACUGAGCAGUGCUUUUCUGUGGUGCUGUUUACUAUGCUGUAUGGUGUUUAUAAAUUUGAUUCUGUGGAUGUUACCCUUCAACGUGACCUUCAAAUGAAAGCUACAGAGCAGUGCUUUCCUCUGUUACUGUCUAACUUGCAAAAGAACGUGAUUCAAUCUUUUGAGUCUGUUGAUGAAAUCUUUAAGAAGUGUCAAAGCCCCUUCAAAAUACCGUAAGGCUAACGAGGAACUGUUUAUUAAUUAUGCUGUACUAUGCAUUACUGCCUUAAAAAGUGUCUUAGCUAUCUCCUUUCACCGUUUUGUUAGUGGUACAAACCAGUGUUUAAAAAGACCACGCCAUACAAAUAGUAAAAAUUAGUCUUUGUUCCGUGUUUAGAAAUAUUUUUUAACGUUAUAUAUGUUAGUCCCUACCUGAAGGCACAUAUACAGUGAAACAAAUGACAAGACAAGCUUUGAUGUCCAUUAGAGGAUGCUUAUUAUUUACUUAUUUAUUUGAUAUAUAUUUAUUUCAUUCAAACAGGUGAAAGGCCAAAGACUGGUUUAUAAAUUUCGAAACCUUCCUUACAAGUAUGAACCAGGAAUUACAAGAUCUGUUUACCGCGAUCGAUUUCAAACUAUAAACACAAGUCUUUGUGACCAAGAGCCAGGAAUAAUCAAAGAUUUCUUGCCCUUGGAGUUUAAUUCCUCUCCUUCAGUUUCAAGAGCAUUUUUCUCUUCUAGCCUACUACCCAGGGGAUACUCGCCCUGGACGGCUUCUCCCAGGGUUUCUUCUGAAGGAUGUACGUGCCUGGAUGUAGAGCUUUCCCUCUCAUCAAUCUUUUGUUCAAAGACUAGAAUUUACUUUCCUAUGAGAGAAGGACACAGCAAGACCACAGGACAGUGACAAGCUGGGACAAGAUUAGAGUCAGUCAGCACUUAAGAAGUUCAUACACUGCAAGGCAUAUAACAUUAAAAAAAAGUCGUGUAAUUUUCUUAUUAACUUAUGCUUAAUUCGGACUCAAAAGUCUGAAAAAUCGUGUUCACUAGUCACCCAACUUGUACAUCAUGAUUAACAGUACUACAGGAAAGUAUUGUUGGUGCAGUAGCUUUCAUUUCAGACUAUAGGACUUUGGGAAUUCACAGAUUCAAAAGACAGAACCACCUCGACUGCUUCAUAAUACACAGUAACACAGGAAAGCACUGCUCAGUAUCUUUCAUUUGAAUGGUCAUACUUUAGGAUUCAUUCAUCGACAGAACCACAGCGUAAUUAAACAGUACCACAGAAAAGUCCCACAAUCAGAAUUAUUUAUUCAACAUGGUCACACUAAUAAUUUCAUUCACGAAACCGAAUACUAGAACCACAUUGUACGCAGAAUACCUACGUCGUGCAUGAUAACAAACAGCACUAAAUAAGCUGCUCAGCGUUCUUUGUUUUUCUGGCACACCAUGUUAACUCUCGAUGAAAAAUUACUCUUGAAUAGUAUUAUUGUUCGGCGUUUAGGUUUUGCAAAUGAGAAAGGUAUUUGUGUUUGGAAGGAAAUAAUCCCCUGAUGAAGGAACAUGUUUCAACACAAUCGCCAAAGAUGCAAGGGUGUAGCAUUAAAUUGAUUUUAAACUUUAUAUGAGUUUUGGUCAUCGUAUCCAGAAUUAGAUUUGCUAGAAAUUUAAAACCUCCAUUCACAUCCACAAGACGCUCUAAUAUAGAGCUUAUCACCACACCUCUUUUUGACGUAGAGUAAGACUAGCUCUCUGUACUCGAUAGGUGCAAAUCACGAUCUCUUUCGUUCUUUCCUUCCUUAAUUAAGCGCCAAACCCCAAGCAAAGAAAGUAUUUUGCUCGCUGUGGUGAUAUUUGUUAUCUUUUUGAACAGGCGAAAACUAUUUCUGCAUUUAUAUUAAAAAAAAUUCAAAAACUAAUGGUCCAGUUUUGUUAUGUAAGACUACAUAUAUUUAGGCAUCGAAACUUAUUAAUCACUGUUGUCUGUUGCAAAGGGCAUGCGGCCAGUUUUUUUAAAGUUUGAGUGCUAUGCCUGCAAUAAUCACCCAAAAAAUUGCUUAGGGAUCCGUGAUAACAUUUGCUCGAUAUCUUCUUGAUGACUCUACAGAAACAUUUGGUGUACGGGGUAAGGUACCACGUACUAAUGACGUCAGCACAGAAUUGACGAAAAAGAGCAAAAUCUUCUUGACAGAUCUCCUUUAAGAACUUCAAUAUGGAAAUUACUGACAGAAAAAGAAAGAAGUGUAGAAAGUCUAGGAAGUCUUCUAAAAAAAAAUAACUAUAUUGACCAAAAUAGAUUUUGUGGUUAGCCUCGAUUUCUCUGCCAGACUUAGACUAUAUCAUGGCUGAUCAAUUUUUCCAAAGGAUGACGUAUGCAGUGCAGACUCUCAACCGAGAUACUUGGAAGAAAAUUGUUCGAUCACAACGGACAGACAAAUGAACCAGUAAAAUUCAAGUAUUCAACUAUGCAACCUUUGAAAACUUUAAAACCGUUUGAACUUACACUGAACUUAACUGACUUCUCUGGAAAUAGUCCUCAAAUUCAUGAAUGAAUGAAUGAAUUCCUACUCCACUCCUUCGUUAAGUUACUUUAUCGGAGACAACUGUAGGCCAUCGUCAACUCAGUCACACUCCGAUUGUUUACAAAGUAUCGCAGGAUAUAGAUCAUUUAAUAAACCGGUAAUAUAUCUGAUUGUUUAAGUCGCCUCUGGUGUCCGGUUUUUAAUUCUGUAGGUAAUGAUUUCAGGUUCAAAGGUACGACCGGUGAACACGCAAUUUCAGAAGACCGGAUGUUUUUGCAAUGAAUACAAAAGAGUGGAAGUUGUAAAACAACGACAGUUUGAUGGAAAAUUCGAUUCCGUUCCGCACAAAUGCAACUGUGCUGUGCACAUUUAAGAUUUUGUGCCUGCCAUGCAGGGAAAAUACUAAAACUAAGCCUGUAAACAGAGUAGAUAAACUUUUCAUUUUGGGAGAAGAGGAUCACGGUAAGUAAGCGAUUCAUAUACCGCACGGCGCGGUAAACUAUCGUCAUAUCCGGUGAUUAGGAAGUGCAGAAAACAAUUUUCAGGAACAAAGUCAUAUAGAAGACGUACCAAAGAUACAAUAAAACCAUCCAACCCUUCCAGAAACCUACAUUUUUAAGAAAAGGUGUACUUAUUAAAUACAUCAAAAUUUUUUAAGAGAAGAGUUUAAGUGUUUCUUCAGGUUUAAAAAAAAAUUGAUACUACAAGACACACACGUACAAAAAAUAGAAGAAGAAAAACGAACACUUACUUUCAUAAUUAUAUGCAUACUUAAUUUGCCCCCAACUAUUUUAAAGAGUAAAAUGCAUGAAAAAUUACUGAGAUUUACAAUGGAUGAAAUUAACUACAAAAACAUUCAAUAAGAGAAGUUGGUAAACCUAUCUUUUCUUUUUGUUGAUAAAUUAAUAUAAGCAAAUAUAUUAAGAUGAUAAAUGAUCGAUGGAUAUAAUAUUCGUUAUCCUCGUAAUAGGUAAUUGAUAAGAAAAAUGAAAGUAAAUAAAUACUCUGGUUAUGCUAAUAAACCCAGCUUUGUACUGGUGAAAUAAUGUUUUCAAUGUUUCGGUCGCGACAGUUGACCGCCCGCAUGCGCAAACCGUCAUAGCAAUGACAAUAAACACGUUUUACGACCGUGUAUUGUCGGCAGUGCAUACAUAAAUCAGGCGAGAGGUUUGAUUUUUGUUCACAUGAACGCUUCUUUCCGAACAAUGUAGUUGCUUUUAAGCUGAGGAAAGACAUGGAACUCAAUAGAAAGGGCAACAAUGUCGUCGAGCCCUCUGGAGCACGCCCCGUCCAGACCUGUUCGGUCCCCACGCGGCCACAACACAAAUAUAAAAAUAUCCUUCAUCUCUGGGAGUUUUUGUUAGAGCUUCUAGCUGAUGAGAGGUGCAAGUCCAUCAUAUGCUGGAGAAGGGAGGAGGAAGGAGAGUUUCAGCUCUUGAAUCACAACGAAGUAGCAAAAAGAUGGGGAAUGUUCAAACAGAGGGGUGGAAUGGACUACGGGAAACUAAGUCGAGCCUUAAGAUUGUACUAUCGAGAAGGAAUUAUCACCAAGGUAAUGUUUGACAUUCUACUGGCGUUUUAAGACAUUUUGAAGGGCUAUGCAGCUAGCUAGCGUGCCUUUCACUCUUUUUGUCGCCAACGCCACUGUAGCAAAAAUAAACAAAAUUGAUUAAAAUUUUUUAAUCAAUGGGUCGUGCUGGAUCUCACAAAGACCGCCGCGCGACUAUUGGUUAGAACAAUGCAAGUUCAAUCAUGUACCCGAGAAAAUUUGUAUAUAAAAAACCCUCAUAUAAAUAUAGAAGGUUUAAGCUACCUCAUACGGACGGCGCAAUUGAAAGGUAUAUAAUUUUAUUGCUGUCAUGAUCAACAGUCGUCUAAUAACCAUCUGCUAGACCUCUUUGUUAUUCUCUUAAAACAGGCUAUAUUGUCUAACAACUACAAUUGACUGAGUCUAAUCUCAUUGACGAUAGAUAUAUUUUCGAAAAAACCUUUCAAAAUGAGGAGAAGCAGCUAUAGACGCUUUUUAACAAAAAAUCUGCCUGUGGGAUCAGGGAGUUGAGCUUUGAAAUGAACUUGCCUUUCAAGCAGGCGUGAACCUCAAGAAACUGUUUGGAUAGUCGUUCGGGUAUGAGUUAACUGUUGUCUUUAAAGUAUCGUACCUAACAAACAAAAAAGAUUUUACCUUAAGAAGAUUUGUGAAAUUUAGUCUCCACCAAGAGAUCUUGUAUUGCGAAGAAGUCAGGAAUCUCAGAGCGCAAUAGAGUCAUUGUUUAUGAGUCAAAUAUAAACGAAAUUUUACUGCGUUUGCGUUACCGUUCAACAUUUUUUCUCCAUGCUGGAUCAUUGUUUUUGUUUAAUAAGCCUGAUCAUGAACAUGGUAAUAAAAAUGAUAUCGAUAAAAAAUAAUACAUGUGCUUUAUCGCCAGUGUUAAAAACUAAGAUGAAUUUCAUGAUAAUGUACGUAACUGGAGUCGUGGCUUAUUUGUGAGUUUUGGGUGAUAGCAUUCUGAAAUGAUGCAUCAGAAUCCUAGAAUUGGACUAUUUCAGUAGAAUAUAAAAAGAGAUGUUGAAAGUGGUACUGAGUUUUUUAAUAACAAUUCGAAUAUCAAAGUGAAUGGUAUAAUUAGCUGUUCCUUUCUGUGGUACUGCAUGUUGCCGAUUAUGCUAUAAAAUAUAAUGAUGGGGAUGCACGUUAUUGUCUGUGGAUGAAAUCCUAAAGAAUUAAAUUCGAGUUAUGGCAAUUUGUAGUUUUUCCUCAUGAGGCACUGUUAUCAUGCUUUACAGGGUGGUUCUGAUUUUUGAGUCGGUAAACGAAGAACUAGAGUGUAAGAAUUUCAUUAAAAGUUACUGUGCAGUGCUUUCCUGUAUGUGAAGUACUGACUAGCGUGCUUCACAAUGGAGAGAGUUCCAACUUUUGAGUCUGUGGAUGUAAAUUGUGAUUAUUCGUAUGAAGACUAAAUAAAUACUAAGCAGCUCUUUCAUGUGAGGCUGUUUAUUAUGCUGUCAAGAGCGGCUGUAACGUUUGAGUUUGUAGAUGAAAUCCUAUAGGAUUAAAAUUCAAAUGAAGGGCCUUAUAAUUAUGAGUAGCUGUUUCUACAUCUCCUCUCUUUUGGGUUGUUUAGCUGUAUAAGGUAGUAUGUUCUAACUUUUGUGUCUGUGAACGAAAUCCUAAACUGUUAGCAAUCAAAGGAAAGCUACUGAACAGUGCUUUUCUGUGGUGCUGUUUAUUAUGUUGUACAAGAUCUUUAUAAUUAUAAAUUUGAUUCUUUGGAUGUUACCCUUUAAUGUGACAUUCAAAUGAAACCUAGCUGGGAGCAGUACAGCAACGGAGCAGUACCCUUCCUGUGGUACUGUCUAACUUGUUAAACAAGGAAGUUCAAUCAUUUGAGUCUGCUGAUGAAAUCUUAAGAAGUGUCAUUGCCCUUUCAAAAUAAGGCUAAAAUGGAACUGUUUAUUCACUAUGCUACACUAAUAAUGCAUUACUGUUUUUAAAGUGUGUUAGCUGUCUUCUUUUACCGUUUCUUUAGUGGUACAAACCAGUGCUUAAAAGACCACUCUCAUGUAAUUAUUAGUCUUUGUUUUGUGUCUAGAAAAAUUUUGGAAGGUUCUAUAUGAGUCCCUAUCUAAAGGCACAUAUACAGUGAAACAAAUGACAAGACAAGCUUUGAUGUCCAUUACAGGAUGCUUAUUAGUUACUUAUUUAUUUGAUAUAUAUUUAUUUUAUUCACACAGGUGAAAGGCCAAAGACUGGUUUAUAAAUUUCGAAACCUCCCUUACAAGUAUGAACCAGGAAUUACAAGAUCUGUUUACCGCGAUCGAUUUCAAACUAUAAACACAAGUCUUUGUGACCAAGAGCCAGGAAUAAUCAAAGAUUUAUUGCCCUUGAUAGAGUUGAAUUCCUCUCCUCCAGGUUCAAAAGCAUUUUUCUCUUCUGGCCUUCCUCCCAGGAGAUCCUGGCCCUGGACAGCUUCUCCCAGGGCUUCUUCAGAAGGAUGUACGUGCCUGGAUGUAGAGCUUUCCCUCUCAUCAAUCUUUUGUUCCAAGACUAGAAUUUACUUUCCUGUGAGAGAAGGACACAGCUAAACCACAGGACAGUGACAAGCUGGGACAAGAUUAGAGUCAGUCAGCACUUAAGAAGUUCAUACACUGCAAGGCAUAUAACAUUAAAAAAAGUCGUGUAAUUUUCUUAUUAACUUAUGCUUAAUUCGGACUGAAGGUCUGAAAAAUCGUGUUCACUAUACACCCACUUUGUACAUCAUGAUUAACAGUACUACAGGAAAGUAUUGCUCAGUAGCUUUCAUUUCAUACUAUAGGACUUUGCGAAUUUACAGAUUCAAAAGACAGAACCACCUCGACUGCUUCAUAAUACACAGCAGCACAGGAAAGCACUGCUCAGUAUCUUUCAUUUGAAUGGUCAUACUUUAGGAUUCAUUCAUCGACAGAACCACAGCGUAAUUAAACAGUACCACAGAAAAGUCCCACAAUCAGAAUUAUUUAUUCAACAUGGUCACACUAAUAAUUUCAUUCACGAACCCGAAUACUAGAACCACAUUGUACGCAGAAUACCUACGUCGUGCAUGAUAACAAACAGCACUAAAUAAGCUGCUCAGCGUUCUUUGUUUUUCUGGCACAACAUGUUAACUCUCGAUGAAAAAUUACUCUUGAAUAGUAUUAUUGUUCGGCGUUUAGGUUUUGCAAAUGAGAAAGGUAUUUGUGUUUGGAAGGAAAUAAUCCCCUGAUGAAGGAACAUGUUUCAACACAAUCGCCAAAGAUGCAAGAGUGUAGCAUUAAAUUGAUUUUAAAAUUUAUAUGACUUUUGGUCAUCAUAUCUACAAUUAGAUUUUCUAGAAAUUCAAAAUCUCCAUCCACAUCCACAAGACGCUCUAAUAUAGAGCUUAUCAGCACACCCCUUUUUGAGGUAGAUUAAGACUAGCUCUCUGAACUCGAUAGGUGCGAAUCAUGAUCUCUUUCGUUCUUUCCUUCCUUAAUUAAGCGCCACUCCCCAAGCAAGGAAAGUAUUUUGCUCGCUGUCUAUUUUUAAAGGGGCUAUAGACCUCUUUCAUAAUGGAGGCCUAAUAAUAUAUUCUUUUAUAUGAAUAAUUAUUAGCCUUAUUGACCUCGUUAGCAUGUGCAAAAAUACAAGAAAAUUCAUACUUUCAAAUGAGGUCUGACAGGCUAAUUACCAUACAUAUGAAAGAAUAUCUUAAUAGGCCGCCAUUAUGAAAGAGGUCUAUGUCAUGCUGAUGAUGAUGAUGUCAUGUUAUUUGUUAUCUUUUUGAAAAGCCGAAAACUAUUUCUGCAUUUAUAUUAAAAAACUUCCAAAACUAAUGGUCCAGUUUUGUUAUGUAAGACUAGAUAUAUUUAGGCAUCGAACUUAUUAAUCACGGUCGUCUGUUGCAAAGAGCAUGCACUGAAACUUGAAAAAGUUGGGCCAAUUUUUUAAAGUUUGAAUGCUAUUCCGGCAAAAAUCACCAAAAAAAAUUGCUUACGGAUCCGUGAUAAAAUUUGCUCGAUAUCUUCAUGGUGACUCUACAGAAGCAUUUGGUGUACGGGGUAAGGUAGUACGUACUAAUGACGUCAGCACAGAAUUGACAAAAAACGACAAAACCCUCUUAACAGAACUCCUUUAAGAAUUACUGACAAAAAAAGAAAGAGGUGUAGAAAUUCGAGGAAGUCUUCUAAAAAAACAACUAUAUAGACCAAAAAAGAAUUUGGGGUUAGCCUUGAUUUCUCUGCCAGACUUAGAAUAUAUCAUGGCUCAUCAAUUUUUCCAAAGGAUGACGUAUGUAAUGCACACUCUCAACCGAGAUACUUGGUAGAAAAUUGUUCAAUCACAACGGACAGACAAACGGACCAGUAAAUUCCUAAACUAAACUAUUCCCACUAUCACAGCAUUAAAAUUUCGUUUGAAAAAAUCUUUUUAAAACCGUUUUUAAUGAAAAUAUACAAUCUGUUACUUAUCAUGAUAUAUCUAAUUGAAAUAGUCCUCAAAUUAAACAGAAUGAAUGACAGUAGUCUCUUCAGACAGAUAUCUCCUUUUCAUCAUUUAUUUAUUUAUUUAUUCACUUUUUAAUUAUUCAGAAUAUCUAAAUUUAGAUGAUCGUCAACUCAGUCACACUAAACUGGCUCGAUUGUUUACAAACCAAUUUUUUUUUUUUCUCAUGCAGGAUAUAGAUCAUUUAAUAAACCAGUAAUAUAUCUGAUUGUUUAAGUCACAUUCGCCUGUUCACGGUGUCCGGAUUUUUUAAUUCCGGUAAUAUAUCUGAUUGUUUAAGUCGCCCUGGUGUCCGGGUUUUUACGUAAUGAUUUCGGGUACGACCCGUGGACACGCAAUGUCAGAAGACCGGAUGUUUUGGCAAUGAAUACAAAAGAGUGGAAGUUGUAAAACAACGACAAUUUUAUUGAAAGUCCGAUUCCGUUCCGCACAAAUGCAACUGUACAUGUUCUGUGCACAUUAAGAUUAUUUUGUGCCUGCCAUGCAGGGAAAAUACUAAAACUAAGCCUGUAAACAGAGUAGAUAAAAUUUUUAUUUUGGGAAAAGAGGAUCACGGUAAAGAGCGAUUAAUAUACCGCGCGUAAACUAUCGUCAUAUCCGGUGAUUAGAAACUGCAGAAAAUAAGUUUCAGGAACAAAGUCAUAUAGAAGACGUACCAAAGACACAAUAAAACCAUCCAUCCCUUCCAGAAACCUUGAAAAAGGUGCUUAUUAAAUACAAUUUUAAGAGCGAGUUUAAGUGUUUCUUCAGGAAGCCACACAGACACACACGUACAAAAAAUAGAAGAAGAAAAACGAACGCUUACUUUCAUAAUUAUAUGCAUACUUAAUUUGCCCCAACUAUUUUAAAGAGUAAAAUGCAUGAAAAACUACUGAGAUCUACAAUGGAUGAAAUUAACUACAAAAACAUUCAAUAAGAGAAGUUGGUAAACCUAUCUUUUCUUUUUGUUGAUAAAUUAAUAUAAGCAAAUAUAUUAAGAUGAUAAAUGAUCGAUGAAUAUAAUAUUCGUUAUCCUCGUAAUAGAUAAUUGAUAAGAAAAAUGAAAGUAAAUAAAUACUCUGGUUAUGCUAAUAAACCCAGCUUUGUACUGGUGAAAUAAUGUUUUCAAUGUUUCGGUCGCGUCAGUUGACUGCUCGCAUGCGCAAACCGUCAUAGCAAUGACAAUAAACACGUUUUACGACCGUGUAUUGUCGGCAGUGUAUACAUAAAUCAGGCGAGAAGUUUGAUUUUUGUUGACAUGUACGCUUCUUUCCGAACAAUGUAGCUGCUUUUAAGCUGAGGAAAGACAUGGAACUCAGUGGAAAGGGCAACAAUGUCGUCGAGCCGUCUGGAGCACGCCCCGUCCAGACCUGUUCGGUCCCCACGCGGCCACAACACAAAUAUAAAAAUAUCCUUCAUCUCUGGGAGUUUUUGUUAGAGCUUCUAGCUGAUGAGAGGUGCAAGUCCAUCAUAUGCUGGAGAAGGGAGGAGGAAGGAGAGUUUCAGCUCUUGAAUCACCACGAAGUAGCAAAAAGAUGGGGAAUGUUCAAACAGAGGGGUGGAAUGGACUACGGGAAACUAAGUCGAGCCUUAAGAUUGUACUAUCGAGAAGGAAUUAUCACCAAGGUAAUGUUUGACAUUCUAAUAGCGUUUUAA
Messenger RNA from Porites lobata, 12066 nucleotides. Lineage: Eukaryota; Metazoa; Cnidaria; Anthozoa; Scleractinia; Poritidae. The record is from the annotation of a GenBank genome assembly.